CAUUGUCCAAAAGCCAGGCGAAACAAAGACAAAGAAGAUCGGACGCGCCACGAGCUCGUGAAAAAAUCGGCGAAAACGUGAAAGAAGUGUCGUCCUGGCGCGCGCCGCGUGCCCGUCGCCUCUCGUGCCUGGCGUGGCUCAUUCUGAUUAUUCGAACGCCGCAGCUGCAGGAGGACGGGGUGCUUGGUCCGCUGGCCCGACGACCAAGGUCACCUGGACGUCUUGAAGAUCUGGAGGCAGCGUUGCGUAGCAGCAGCAUCAUGGACCCGCCCCGGGAGGAACGCGACGCCGCCAUGAGCCCCGGCGAGGCAGCGCUGGCUGCUGCGGGCAAGCGGUGCGUGUCCACGCAGUCGCAGUGGCCGUUGACCACCGCUGAUCCAGCGACGUGUCACAGGUGCCAGUCCGAGAUGCCGGUUCGAGGAGAAGGCGCCAGGACAGGAGGCGCGCGCCAGCAUCAGCAUCAACAGCAGCAGCAGCAGCAGCAGCAGCAGCAGCAUGGGGACGCCGCGGGUGACGCGUCGGACACGAGCACCGACAUCACGAGCGAGUCGUCAGACUCGUCCAAGGUGACUUCGCUGAUGGGUGAUCCCCGCUGCUACGGAGACUUCCUCAACGAGGAGGCUUGGCUGGAUCGUAUGUUGGAGCAGCUUGGCUUGCCCAGGCCGUACUACAACGAAGCCCCGGUGUCGGUGAGCGCGACCACCGCUGCUGCUGCUGCUGCUGCUUCUUCAAAUGCUGGUGCCGUGGCCACAGUGGCUACGGGCGGAGAGCACCACGGCGCAUCCAGUGAGCCCGAGAAAGAGCUGGCCGAGCUGUCGGCCGAGGAGUACUACCACAAGGAGCUGCGAGACGUGCUCUGGACCAUCGUGUCCCUCAAGCUGGACGACAUGCGCGUGGCCACAUCGCAGAUGCGCGCCGCAUGGAAGUCAUACGUGCGAAACUCCAAGAUCGUCGACGACAUGCUCCAGAACAAGGAUCGCGCUGUCAGGCAGCUCAAGGAACAGCUGGUCCAGCUCAAGCUGGAGAACAAGAGCCUGCGUGAGCGUAUCUGCGAGGGACCGCAGUCGUGAGCAGCAGCUCCACCUGGACUAAGAAGUUCAGGUUCGAAGAGCCAGGCCCGAAACCCCAUCCGUCGUCAGAAUUAGGGCCUGCAGUGUUCUUUUUUCCUUUCGUGUUUUUUUUGCUUUUUCCUCUUUGUUUGUUUUGGCACAAAUAAAAGU
This is a messenger RNA of Rhipicephalus sanguineus (brown dog tick), 1220 nucleotides long. RefSeq lists its product as uncharacterized. The coding region runs from base 261 to 1070 and encodes 269 amino acids. NCBI's taxonomy places the organism in Eukaryota, Metazoa, Arthropoda, Arachnida, Ixodida, Ixodidae. The transcript is spliced from 3 exons. The record is from RefSeq and is a predicted model, not a curated record.